AUCUGAACUCAUUUGAAGAAGCCAGGGAGGAGUUUUGCUCACAAAUUCGAAGAUUUACUGAUAUUGGGAAGGAAACCAGCAUUUGCAUUAACAGGCGUGUAGAUUUGGGGAGAACUGCUCUGUAUAUAGCUGCAGAGGAUGAUUCUCUGGUAUCACAUUCGUCAGUUCCACUUUCUGUAGAUGAUUUCAUUUUAAGAUUGGAUGAUCUCUCAAUGGAGUACUGUCCUCACCACAGGCCCGAAUAUGAUUCAUCCCCCGAGAAGCUUUUAGAGAGCAUAGAGAGAUUUCUAUAUGUUCACAUGGGUUACAGGAGAACCAACGCAAAUCUAUUGGAGCCACAAGCACUUUAUCUCCACUCGGUUUUGACUCAUCGUUUGGGAUCCGCAGCAAUGCUGUCACUUGUAUACUCAGAAAUCCUGAAAAUGCUUCGUUUGUGGGGCAUUUUGUAUUUUGAUGCUGAAAUUUUUUUCCCUCAUGAUGUUUUUACCCUUCCCAAAGGCUAUCAUAAGCAGAAAAGCAAGGAGUCAGACCAAGCACACAUAAUGACGUCAGGAAACAUAUUAGUUGAGAUGUUAAAUAAUCUGAAGCAUGUAUUCUGGCCUUUUCAACAUGAUCAUUCCAAAACUUUAUUCUUAAGGGCAGCACAUGCUGCUAACUGUGUUGAUAGAUCUGAUUUUGUUGGAGAAAGUGGCUCUCAUACUGUAUCAGCUAAUGAUAUUCAACAUCGGCUGGAUCAGGGUGUUUGCACCAGCAUGCGUUUUGGGGACAUGAGGCGUUCAUUGUCUGCAUGUGAACGCCUUAUCCUCCUGAAAAAUGAUGCAAAUGAGUUAAGAGAUUACAGUGUUCUUCUCUAUCAUUGUGGAUUAUAUGAGCAGUCACUUCAAUACAUGAAGAAGUACCGAGAACUGAAGAAAUCACCUACACAAUUGACAUCAUCAAACACUCUUAGCAGCCUGGAAGAAGAUGCUGUGGAUAAUCUAAUGAUGCGCUUGAAUCUCAUCCUAAUGGAGCAAGGUUGGAGUCGGCCAUCUUAUGCCAGAAAUCAUCUCGGUAACAACUCUGAACCAUGGUAGUUCCUCUUCCAUGUUAAUAGAGAGAGCAUCAUCAAAGAAGAUAGCUUGACAGUUCAUGGCAUCAAGUUUUGUUUGUAUUUUCUGGACACAAAGCUUGGGAUUUUGGGAUACAUGCAGCUCUAGUUGUUCCAAUAGCUUGCAUGCUCUGCAAUCAUACAGAAAAAACGUGGUUACAACUGCUGAAGUGAACGAGAUUGUCCGAUAAAUCGGUGGACACACACAACCCACAGGUUGAUUGAAAGUAAGAGCCAUAUAUUAACGCAGGGCGCAGAGAAAAUUCUCACUAUUACGGUAUCACCUACAUGUGUUCCUGUAAUUAUAUAAUUCUGUGCUUUUUACUAUAUU
Messenger RNA from Gastrolobium bilobum, 1418 nucleotides. RefSeq lists its product as uncharacterized. The transcript has 8 exons. Bases 213 to 1073 code for a protein of 286 amino acids. The record is from RefSeq and is a predicted model, not a curated record. NCBI's taxonomy places the organism in Eukaryota, Viridiplantae, Streptophyta, Magnoliopsida, Fabales, Fabaceae.